GCGGAUUCAAAGUGACAAUGGCCGUGAGUUCAAUAUCCAAGAAUUGCACAAUUACGAUGAGAAGGAAAAUAUUUUUUUGCAGACAUCAUGCAUAGAUAUGCCUCAACAGAAUGGCGUUGUAGAGCGUAAACAUCAGCACUUAUUGGAUACUGCGAGGGCGUUUCAGGCAGGAUUUCCACUUCAAUUAUGGGGAGAAUGCAUCACCACUGCUGUUCCUAUCUCAUCAACAGAAUGCCUCUCACAUCCAUCAAGAACCAAACCCCAUUCGAGGUCCUUCUCAGUAGAACUCCUAAAUACGACUAUCUUCGCACCUUCGGUUGUUUGGUCUAUCCGAAGGAUACUCGCUCUCAUCUCUCCAAGUUUGCAGCUCGAGGGAAACCGGGUAUCUUUGUCAGUUACCCUGCACAACAACGUGGAUAUCGAGUUUUCGACAUUGACAGUCGAAUGAUCUAUACAUCCCGUGAUGUUUUCUUCCUAGAGAAAGUGUUUCCCUUCCGCAACAUCACGCCCGUCUCCAACUCUCAGCCGCUGCAGAGCUCCUCGUCGUGGCUCCAUCAUGAUGAUGAUGAUGAGCAAGCAUAUGACACUGACCUCUUCGACAUGGUUCAAGCAGCCACCGCCUCACUUGAUAACUCGGACGUUCCCAAUGAACCAGCACAGAGUCCAUCGUCCCCAUCAACAGAGCCUGGAGAAACAUCGCCGACGUCUUCGGGUUCAUCUAGUCUUGACAAAACUUAUUCGUUGUCCUCUGACUUGUCUAAUCCGACCUCAUAAUCUUUGAGUGAUAGUACUCCCACUUCACCUCCAGCAGCAGGUGUGGUGGAGCCCACUCGACGUCGACAAAUUCAUCGGCCACUUCGUCUCGCCGAUUAUGAAUUAGAGCUUCCCGAUUGUCGCCCCACUGCCAACACAGUCUUGUACCCGAUGAGCAAUUAUGUCACAUAUGAUCGUCUCUCCACGGAUCACAAAGCUUAUGUGGCCAACGUCUUCGCCACCUAUGAGCCCACGUCAUUCAGAGAGGCAAUGAAGUACAAGCAUUGGCCCGAGUCCAUGCAAGCUUAAAUUGCUUCCCUCGAAGGAAAUGAUACUGUCACUAGCUAUGCCGCCCCCUGGCAAGCGUAUAGUUGCGUCAAAGUGGGUUUUCAAGGUCAAGUUCAAGCCUGAUGGAACGAUUGAGCGGUAUAAGGCUCGCCUAGUCGCCAAGGGUUUCACACAAAUUGAAGGCAUAUAUUAUCAUGAUACAUAUACCCCUGUUGCUAAAUUAGUGACCAUUUGUUGUUUGAUCGCUCUUGCAGUUAGUCAGGGAUGGUUUCUUCAUCUGCCCGACAUCAAUAAUGCAUUUAUGCAUGGUGAUCUACAUGAAGAAGUCUAUAUGCAGUUUUCGCAAGGUUUUUCGGCACCAGGAGAUUCUCGUGUUUGUCGACUUCAUAAGUCAAUUGAUGGAUUACGUCAAGCUUCAAGGAAUUGGUACCAGAAGUUUUCUAGUGCCCUGCUUAAUUUCCAGUUCAAGCAAAGCCGCGUGGACCACUCGUUGUUCAUCCAUCGCAAAGGCGCCAGUUUUUUUGUUACUUUGAUUUACGUUGAUGACGUGAUCCUUGCUUAUAAUGAUGCGCAGUUCAUCCAAGAUGUCAAGGAUUAUCUGCAUGCACAGUUCACCAUCAAGGAUUUAGGAUCCUUAUAGUAUUUCAUUGGCAUUGAGGUGGCUCGAUUUCAGAAGGGUAUUGUACUUAACCAACGCAAGUAUGUGUUGGAUAUUUUAGCCGACUUUGGUUUGGAGGCUACUCGGUCGUGUGCUACUCUCAUCGAGCAAGGACAUCAGCUUGGUCGUCUCUCCUCUGAUCCUGCGCCCAAUCCUUCUAGUUAACGUCGACUUGUGGGUUGACUUCUUUACCUGACCGUCACCCGUCCAGAUAUCCAGUAUGCUGUCAACAUACUUAGUCAAGCUGUGCAUGCUCCUACACAAGCUCAUGUACAUGUAGUUGUUUAGGUCCUCAGGUAUCUUAAAUAGUCCCAUGGGCGAGUACUGUUCUUCCGACUGGUGCUCCUAUGACCCUCGAUGCUUACUGUGAUGCGGACUGGGUCGGUUGUCCCACCACGCGUCGUUCUACUACUGGGUAUUUCAUCCGUCUGGGUGGUGCUCCCAUCUCUUGGCGCACCAAGAAACGGUCUGUUGUUGCUCAGUCUUCUGCUGAAGCUGAAUACCGAUCCAUGGCUCUAACAGUUAGUGAACUCAUUUGGUUGCGGUGGCUUCUUUCCGAACUCAGUCAACUAAUGUCACUACCUGCUCCUCUCUACUGUGAUAAUCAGGCCGCCUUGCACAUUACCGCUAAUCAUGUCUUCCACUAGUGCACUAAGCAUGUGGAAAUGGACUGAUAUUUUGUUCGGGAGCGCGUUCUUGGUGGUGACAUUACUCCUUCUAAGAUUGCGACUACGGACCAGCCAACAGAUCUCUUUACCAAAGGCUUGAGUGCUGAUCGUUUUAAGGAACUUCUUGUCAAGCUCAGCAUGCUUGAUAUUCACGCCUUCGCUUGAGGGGGAGUAUAGAGGUGUAAUAUUUUACUAUACGUCGUCGGUUUGCAGCUUGUCCAAUUGUGUUGUUGUCCACGUCACUUAGUGUAGGACGUUUUGGCCGUGUGGUGUUAGGGUUGGCCGCCUAGUGUUCGGGUAUAAAAGCUUAGUUGUGGU
Molecule: messenger RNA, 2685 nt
Organism: Linum trigynum
Lineage: Eukaryota; Viridiplantae; Streptophyta; Magnoliopsida; Malpighiales; Linaceae
Source: the annotation of a GenBank genome assembly